AUGGCAUGCAGUAGCGAGACAACCACAGACAAAAGUGGCUUUCGCUUUUCAGACAUCGACUCAGAUGAUAACUACACAUGGCAGUCUUCUGCCUCCACCGCCGCAGCUGAUGGAUGGCCCAAAAAAUAUAGCAUCUCUAAACGGGCCAAGGUCGUUCGUCAGAAAUUCAACUGUCCGGUGAAUUCAGACUCAGAAGAGAUUGACCUAGAAUCUGGUGAGUUGGAACAGACAAUACAGAACAAUUUAGAAGAAAGAAGAGUGAUUCGAGACUCUAGAAUUUGUAAAUUGAGUUCACAAGAAAAUGUAAAUUGUGAUCCAAGUCGAGGAGAUAAAGAAUUCAAUGGCAUUUUGAUAGGAAUGGCAAUGAAGCGAAUAUGA
Molecule: messenger RNA, 378 nt
Organism: Fraxinus pennsylvanica
Lineage: Eukaryota; Viridiplantae; Streptophyta; Magnoliopsida; Lamiales; Oleaceae
Source: the annotation of a GenBank genome assembly